AUGAAAACCAAAAGAUUAAGACAAUACAGCAAUAAGCAAAGGAUACUUCUGGUCGGAGAAGGAGACUUCUCCUUUUCUCUAUCUUUAGCUAGAGCCUUUGGUUCUGCAACAAAUCUCACUGCCACCUCUCUCGAUACUCUAGAGGAGAUAGAGCUUAACUAUGCGAAUGGGAAAGCUAACAUAGAAGAAUUGACGAGACUCGGCUGCACCGUGGUCCAUGGAUUUAACGUGCACUCCAUGAGGCUUGCUCCAAGAUCAGAGCGUUAUGAUAGAAUAAUCUUUAAUUUUCCUCAUUCAGGGCUUGGCUUUGGCAGUGAGCACCAUAGAGUGUACAUCAUGUUACACCAAGAACUUGUGAGAGGGUUUUUGAAGAACGCAAAGAAGAUGGUGAAAGAUAAAGAUGGAGAGAUCCACAUUACUCACAAGACGGCUUAUCCAUUUAGCGAAUGA
This is a messenger RNA of Eruca vesicaria subsp. sativa (arugula), 450 nucleotides long. The record is from the annotation of a GenBank genome assembly. Lineage: Eukaryota; Viridiplantae; Streptophyta; Magnoliopsida; Brassicales; Brassicaceae.